Molecule: messenger RNA, 818 nt
Organism: Drosophila subpulchrella
Lineage: Eukaryota; Metazoa; Arthropoda; Insecta; Diptera; Drosophilidae
Exons: 1
Coding region: 2-325 (107 amino acids)
Source: RefSeq, a predicted model, not a curated record
CAUGGAGGACAUGGAGGAGGAGGAGGAGGAGGAGAUGGAGGAGGAGAUGGAGGAGGAGGAGGAUAUGGAUGAUAUCUACCUCGAGAAUGCGGUCGAGUUUGAGGAUGGUACCCGGCUCCUCUACUACUUCGAAAGAAUUGUCCGCUUUCUGAGGGGUUAUAUCUUUAUGACCACCUUUGUCGAGCAGAAUCCGCCUGAAUAUUUUUCGGGUUUCAGUAAUAUGCACAUUGUGCAUCAGAUCAAGAACGAUCGAAAGGUGAAGCGGUACCGCUUUUACCACCUGACGUUCCACUUCCGCGCCUCCAGAUUCGCCACAUUAUCCUGAGGAAGGGACACCUUGCGACGGUGCAAUCGUGUCACAGCCAAAUUGAAAUUCCAUUUGGCAUUUGUUCGGAGUUGUUGGCCCAUCUCGUUUCAUUUUGCGCCCUGGCAUUCACUUCUUAGCCCCCUUUUUUCCCUCCCAAAAAAAAAACCCACGUCUCUGCCCUUUUCUGGCGCUCUCUGUGUGUGUGUAUGUGUGUGACAUUUUGGCAGCAGUUCAACGGAAAAACGUUUGGCAGCAGGGCCAGAAAAUGAUAAGCCUGGGCAGCGCAAAAAAAAAAAGAAGAGGGGCAAACAACCAAGGAAACGGUUCACUGAGUUAAAUAAAAAUUGAAAAAAGUGUAAUUGAAAUGCAAUGCACUGGGAGGGGGAAGCAGUGGAUUCAAAAGAAAGAAUUCGGAGGGACUUUCUUCAAUGCCAGCAGAAGAUAUCCUGCCAUCAAGGUUACUGGUUAAGGUAACCCGAAAUAGGACACAGUGGCAUGGAGUAUAUAUUGU